This is a messenger RNA of Coregonus sp. 'balchen', 6049 nucleotides long. Lineage: Eukaryota; Metazoa; Chordata; Actinopteri; Salmoniformes; Salmonidae. The record is from the annotation of a GenBank genome assembly.
CGAAAAUCAUUGGAUAAAAACACUUUCAAAGGGCAAGGAAAUACACCAUAUGCAACAUACAUUUGUGAAGGGGAUUUCCAUCGACAUAUACUUUUAAAAAUACGGAAUAUAGUUUAAGAAAACGGCUGUAGUUUAAUCAGUAAGAUGUAUAGACCUAAUUUGAUGGUUUUUGUUUUAUAUUUUUCACUGGAAUGUAUUUGCCAGAGCCGAAGCGGUAAGUUGUGUACUCGAAUAUCAAAGUGAGAGUUUACAGCCAGGCGUGGCAAAAUAAUAAUAAAAAAUAAUACUUUUAAAAUCGCUUACCAUAUAUACUGCUGCGGACUAUUAGCAUAAUAGUCUACAUGUUUUAAUUGCAUUAUAGCAUUUGUAGUCGACCUUUUUAAGCGUUUCUCCAUCCAUUGUAUCGAUUACUGGAAAGCUAUUGCGCACUUACAGGCCAGCACAAGAACAAGAACACACAUAUUUUUACUUUGCUUGGAAUAACCAGGCAUAGCGUCAUCUACUUAUUUUUUAUUAUCACAAAGUAAAACAUGUGCAAAGAAGAUUUAAUAUGUUUGUAAUGUGUUUGCAAUUUUACAGUAGCCUAUAUACUGAUAAUGACUUCUGUAAUUUUACACAGGUUUGUUUAUUUGUUUAGCAGCAGCUACUCUUCCUGGGGCCCACAAACAAAACACAAGUCAUAACAAGUAACAAAACACUUAUACACUCACUGAUAGACAAGGACAGUCACACAAAUUUAAAAUACGAUAUACAAACAAUACAACAAUAUAUGAACAAAGGAAAGACAUAUGAUUUAUAUUCUUUAUGGUAGCGAAUCCGGGGGAUAGCCCCAACUGGUACUCAAACCUGGAUCAAGCGACUAUCAAGCCAACACCUUAAUCGUUACACCAAGAGGUCCGAACUUCUUGAUAAGGUCGGUAGGUGUUGGGUUAAGGUCAAUACAUUACCACCUUCCUUCAGGAGAUCGUGUCCCCACGCUUCUCUUUACCAAGUCCCUCUCCGAUGGGCUCACGGGCACCAUCCCACUUCUGACACCAGUGUAGCAAAUUCAUGGGGUAGUCUGGACCGGGACUCAAACCCAGUUCCAGUGACUGUCAAGCCAACACCUUAACCAUUAUACCAAGAGGUCCGAAGCUGUCACUAGGUGUUGGGUUAAAGGGAUAGUUCAGGAUUUUGUCAAUUAAUCCCUUUAUCUACUUUCCCAGCAUCAGGUGAACUCGUGGGUACCAUUUUUAGGUAUCUGCGCCCAGUAGGAAGUAAGUUACAGGUACUUUCGAGAGCCAAUGCUAACUAGCUGUACCCAUAGACUUUUAGUCAUUGCGCUAACGCUAGUUAGCAAUAGCAGUAACGCUAGUUAGCAUUGGCUUGUGAAACUACCGCUAACUUCAUACUGGACACAGAGGAAUAAAAAUGGUAUCCUUGAGUUCAUCUGACUCUUGGGAAGUAGAUAAAGGGCCUCAUGUGUCCCACUUUUCACUAAUGCACUAGUGUGGGCUUAUUUGUUAUUUAUAUGUUACCUAACAUUUAGACAACAUCAUGCAAGGUCUCUUUGACACUAUUAAUUGAAUACAUUAUUUUGUUGGCCGUUACAGACCUACAGUGUGAUAGAGAUAAAUAUUUGACAUACAGUAAUUUCCUGUUAAUGUUUUACAGCGUUGUCUGAGUAACAUGGAGAGAAGUUAAAUUCAGACAAAUGAUCUCAAUGUUUAAAUGUUUUCCCCUACAGCCAUCUACUCCCUGAAUUACAUCUACACUGCCCUGUCAAAGCCAGUAGAAUUGCCUGGUAUCCAUGAGUUCACUGCCAUGGGCCUGAUGAAUAACAAACAGAUCGACUACUAUGACAGUGUGGCAAAGAAGAAGAUUCCCAAACAGGACUGGAUGAGGGAGAAGCUGCCUGCAGACUACUGGGAAAAAGGCACUCAGUCACGCAAGAGCAAGGAGCAGUGGUUCAAAGUUAACGUCAACAUCCUGAUGGACCGCAUGAAGCACAACAACACUGGUGAGGGACCACACCUGAAAUGUGUCCUACGCUCACCGUUAAUCUUUUAAAAUUGUGGGUCAUUAGUUAUCUAUGUAUAUUGCCAUAGAGGCAUCAUUCACCUUCUUUUUCAUUGUUUAUUUUUUGUUUCAGAUGUCCAUAUCCUUCAGUGGAAGCAUGGCUGUGAGAUUGACCAACAGCCAGACGGCACAUUGACAUUCAUAAAGGGCAUUGACCAAUACAGCUACGAUGGUGACGACUUCCUGGCCUUCGAUGAUGCCACUAUGCAGUGGGUGGCCCCAGUUGAUCAAGCUCUGCCGACUAAGAGGAAGUGGGACGGGGUGCAGAUCCUCAACCAGUACACCAAGGGCUACCUGGAGAAGGAGUGUGUGGACUGGCUGUCUAAAUUCAUGGAAUAUGAGGAGAAAGAAUUUAGUAGUGCUGAUUGUGAGUACUUAUGAACCUUAAAUAGUAUAGCCUAACAAAUGGUUAACAAAAAACGACCAUUUGUAAAUGUGAGAUCAGAAAUAAUAUUAAUGUUCUCCAUUUAUUCCCUCUUUAGCCCCUCCAAAGGUAUAUGCAUUUGCUAAAAAGGCCCAAAUUGCAGGACAUGUCCGACUGACCUGCAUGGCCACAGGGUUCUAUCCCAAAGAUGUGGUUAUGCAUAUUAAGAAGAAUGGGGUCCAAUUGACCAAACAUGAUGGAGUGCUGUCUACAGGAGUCCUACCCAAUGAUGAUGACACCUACCAGAUCAGGAUGAGUGUGCAUGUCCCAGAGGCAGAUAAGGAAACUUAUGAAUGCUAUGUCAACCAUGACACUUUGAAGGAGCCAAUUGUGGAAAAAUGGGGUAAAGUAUGGUUCAUUUGGUUUAAUGUUAUUGACACGGGAAACAAUCAUAAAUUGCAUACUAACAACAGCUUACUAAACAGCAUACUAACAACAGCUUUGCAAGUGAAGCAGGAACAAAACUGAAAUCAGCUUCUUGUUACAUAUUGUUGCUUUUUAUAAAUACUAUGCAUUUUGUUUUGCAGAUGGAAAAUGUUGUGACUGUGGAAGUGUUGUUGGUGGAGUCAUUGCGGCAGUCAUCCCCAUUAUUGUAGUUCUGAUCUUGGUUGGCGUGUUUGUUCUGCACAGAAGAGGGACAAUUGGUAGGUCUUGAUUUUUAUCAUUCAAUGUUUUUGUUGUUGUUAAAUGUUAAGAAAAGUUUCAUCUAAGGUACUACUAUGAAAGGGGGGCACUACGGCCAAAAUGCAUAUGAAUUAUAACAUUUAUAUUUAUUUUUCUCUUUAUCCAUCAUAGUGAUUCCUUGCUUGAGAACUACAGGUUAGUAUCACAGCCUCUCCCUCGGUCUAUAUACAGUGCAUUCGGAAAGUAUUCAGACCCCUUGACCUUUUCAACAUUUUGUUACGUUACAGCCUUAUUCUAAAAUGGAUUACAUCUAUUUUUUUCUCCUCUUCAAUCAACACACAAUACACCAUAAUGACAUAGCAAAAACUGGUUUUUAGACAUUUCUGCAAAUUUAUGACAAAUUAAAAACUGAAAUAUGACAUUUACAUAAGUAUUCAGACACUUGACUCAGUACUUUGUUGAAUCACCUUUGGCAGCAAUUACAGCCUCGAUUCUUCUUGGGUAUGACGCUAUAAGCUUGGCACACCUGUAUUUGGGGAGUUUCUCCCGUUCUUCUCUGCAGAUCCUCUCAUGCACUUGUCAGGUUGGAUAGGGAGCGUCGCUGCACAGUUAUUUUCAGGCUUCUCCAGAGAUGUUCGAUCAGGUUCAAGUCCGGACUCUGGCUGGGCCACUCAAGGACAUUAAGAGACUUGUCCCGAAGCCAGUCCUGCGUUGUCUUGGCUGUGUGCUUAGGGUUGUUGUCCUGUUGGAAGGUGAACGUUUACCUCAGCCUGAGGUCCUGAGUGCUCUGGAGCAGGUUUUCAUCAAGGAUCUCUCUGUGCAUUGCUCCGUUCAUCUUUCCAUCAAUCCUGACUAGUCUCCCAGUCGCUUAAAAACAUCCCCACAGCAUGACGCUGCCACCACCAUGCUUCACCGUAGGGAUGGUGCCAGAUUUCCUCCAGAAGUGAGGCUUGGCAUUCAGGCCAAAUAGUUCAAUCUUGGUUUCAUCAGACCAGAGUAUCUUGUUUCUCAUGGUCUGAGAGUCCUUUAAGUGCCUUUUGGCAAACUCCAAGCGGGCUGUCAUGUACCUUUUACUGAGAAGUGGAUUUACUAAGGAGUGGCUUUUACUGAGGAGUGGCUACUCUACCAUAAAGGCCUGAUUUGGUGGAGUGCUGCGGAGAUGAUUGUCCUUCUGGAAGGUUCUCCCAUCUCCACAGAGGAACUCUGGAGCUCUGUCAUAGUGACCAUCAGGUUCUUGGUCACCUCCUUAACCAAGGCCCUUCUCCCCUGAUUGCUCAGUUUGGCCAAGCGGCCAGCUCUAGGUAGAGUCAUGUUGGUUCCAAACUUCUUCCAUUUAAGAAUGAUGGAGGCCACUGUGUUCUUGGGGACCUUCAAUGCUGCAGACAUUUUUUGGUACCCUUCCCCAGGACAAGUCCUUCGACGUCAUGGCUUGGUUUUUGCUCUGACAUGCACUGUCACCAGUGGGACCUUAUAUAGACAGGUGUGUGCCUUUCCAAAUCAUGUCCAAUCAAUUGAAUUUACCACAGGUGGACUCCAAUCAAGUUGUAGAAACAUCUCAAGGAUGAUUAAUAGAAACAGGAUGCACCUGAGCUCUAUUUCAAAUAUUUUUUAAAUUUUUUGCAAAAUUUUCUAAAAACCUGUUUUGGCUUUUUCAUUAUGGGGUAUUGUGUGUAGAUUGAUGAGAAAAAAAUAUAAUUUAAUCAAUUUUAUAAGUCUGUAACGGAACAAAAUGUGGAAAAAAGGAAGGGGUCUGAAUACUUUCCGAAUGGACUGUACAUGUCAUUUAUCAGCAUAAUGGUUGAAUGUUACAUAUAACAUACUUUUGACAUUAGUUAUAAAGACAACAUGAUGCUUUUAUAUCAGAACAACAAUCUGGCCAUCGAACUUAAAAGGUGUUCUAUGUAACAAUCAAUACUGUUUAGAUUUCCCUUUGGGUUUUGAUAAGUACUCAUUUAUUCUGAACUUGUCUGAAACACUUUAGUCAUUCAUUCAACUACAUGAUCUUCUUGUACUGAAACUUUACUUUACUGAAACAGAUAUUUUAGUAAUAUCUGGAAUGAAAUGAGUGACUGUUUUCUCAUUUUUAUUAGCAAAAGAUGUUGAAAGCAGAACCUCAUCAGACUCUGGAAAUCUAAUAUUCCCUUGACCCAUAAUAAAUAUAAAAUAAAAUACAUUAAGCAGACACUUUUAUCCAAAGUGACUUAGUCGUGUGUCCAUACUUAAUAUCAAUCAAAGACUUAGAUUGUAUUUGUUGACUAAUUAUUUUGAGACUGUAGAAAGACAGUUUUGCUCUGCCACUAUUUCAGGUAAAGGCAGCCAGAAUGAAGGGUCCUCAGACAGAGGCAGUGGGGAGGAUGUUCAGAAGUCAAUGCUGCCUAAUGGAAGUAAGUCUAGAUGGAUAUCAACCCUUCUGUCAUCUCUUCUCCAACUUGCAAUUUGGAUGGUUUAAUAAUUCAGUGAUAUCCAACCCAAGUAUUAUAGGGUUCUUCUGGUUCCUCUAAUAUUAAAAUGUUGCUUGUUUAUUACCAAAAUAAUUUCCUAACGAGUAAUUAUGGAGAAAGCAUAAAAUAAGUGUGAAUUUAAUGCUGCUUUGGUUUUGCCAUAUAGAAUUGGUUAAUUUAAUGUAAUAAAUACAUUUCCUUUGUUGGUUCUACAAAGUUUGCAUUUAUCGAUAAAUCGACAGUUUAGAACAUAAGGAACAUCACUUUCAAAAUGUCACGGACAACACUUUGUUUUAUCAUCAAAAGAUAAAGUUAAAGAUCCUAACUGGUUGGUUAAUGUGAGGCAAAACCAUAGGCGGUAUCUGACACCAUCUGUUUGUAAUUAAAGCUGAGACAUGUCAGUUAUUGUAAUGGGUAAUAUUUUACAACAUUGCACUGUAAGGUAUGUGUUCGAUCUAAUAAUCCACAUCUUUUCCAUGUUGUCUAUUUAUGUGCAGGUGUC